AUGCUGGCACUCCGUUUACACGGACGGCAGGAUAUUAGACUUGACACUGUUCCCAUUCCGGAUUGCCUUUCCGACCAAGUCCGAGUGCGCGUGGCUUACUGCGGAAUCUGCGGCUCAGAUAUACACGAGUAUCAGGCAGGGCCUAUCCUCGCCCCUCAACCCCAGGAGACAAAUCCUCACUCUGGCGCAAAGCUUCCAGUAAUCCUUGGACAUGAAAUAUCCGGCACGGUUGUUGAAGUCGGGGCAGACGUCGAGGGGAUCCGCAUUGGGCAGAAAGUAGUAGUGAACCCUUUGCUGGCAGAUCCGCAGAUUCAAGCUGAGGCAUGCACUUCUUGCCUACGCGGGCGCUUUAAUACUUGCAAACGGGCCACAUAUUACGGAAUCAACGCGCCUGGUGGUGGUUUCUCCGGAGAAAUUUCUGUCAAUGCAGCCAAUAUCGUUCCCGUUCCUGAUAACGUCUCGCUAAGGGCCGCUGCUCUCGCAGAACCCUUGGCUGUAGCCUGCCAUAUGAUCGAAAGGUCAGGUUUUGCCGCUGGUGACAAUAUCUUGAUCCUUGGCGCGGGACCAAUUGGGUUGGGUCUACUCAUACUUUUGCGAUCGAAAGGGGCGAAGAAGAUAUUAAUAAGUGAGGUGUCCGAUCUGCGAAUUGACCAAGCCAAGCGCCUUGGAGCGGAUAUUGUCAUAAACCCUGUGCAGGAAAGCCAGGUGUCUGACCCCGUACUAAGGGCAGUUCAUGAGUUGACAGACGAGGGGGUCGACAUCGCUUUUGACGCGUCUGGCCUCCAGGCUACUCUUGACACCGCCAUCGCGUCAGUCAGGCCAGGAGGAACCAUUUUCAACGUUGCAAUCCAUGAGAAGCCACUAAGUCUCAAUCUUAAUGCUUUGUCUCUCCAAGAAAAACAUUUAACUGGCGGUAUUUGCUAUUUGAGAAAGGACUUUGAAGAGGUUCUGUCUCUCCUGUCGUCUGGAAGACUUCCAGCAGAGGAGAUGAUUACGUCCGUCGUGCCACUUUCGAACAUCAUUGAGGGAGGAUUUCAGGAACUGAUUGUCAAUAAAACUAAGCAUGUUAAAAUGCUCAUCCAGCCUGACAUUUAA
Messenger RNA from Aspergillus fischeri NRRL 181, 1095 nucleotides. Its product is annotated as 2,3-butanediol dehydrogenase. Bases 1 to 1095 code for a protein of 364 amino acids. Lineage: Eukaryota; Fungi; Ascomycota; Eurotiomycetes; Eurotiales; Aspergillaceae. Gene Ontology annotation, cellular component: cytoplasm. Gene Ontology annotation, biological process: butanediol biosynthetic process. The transcript is spliced from 2 exons. Gene Ontology annotation, molecular function: (R,R)-butanediol dehydrogenase activity; zinc ion binding. The record is from RefSeq and is a predicted model, not a curated record.